Messenger RNA from Salvelinus namaycush (lake trout), 1422 nucleotides. Its product is annotated as tripartite motif-containing protein 65-like. The transcript is spliced from 4 exons. Gene Ontology annotation, molecular function: protein binding. The record is from RefSeq and is a predicted model, not a curated record. Lineage: Eukaryota; Metazoa; Chordata; Actinopteri; Salmoniformes; Salmonidae. The coding region runs from base 184 to 1290 and encodes 368 amino acids.
GUAUUUCCGUGCUUUCAAACACACACACACACACAGAAAGAGAGAGAUACUUAAUUGGUGUUUAUUAAUUAGGUACAUUUUUUUCCUCGAGAGGGAAAAUCCCGCUCGGAAAAUUUGCAAUCUGCCUUACUUACUGCACUUUCGGUUUCAAUUCAGGCAUUCUAGCCUACACACCGAAUCGCAAUGGCGUUGCUACUUGAAGAACUUCUUACAGAUAUAGGAAAAUGUCUCACAUGUUCAAUAUGCUUUGACAUUUUCACUGAUCCAGUGACUUUAACUUGUGGCCACAGUUAUUGUAUGAAAUGUUUAGAGGAUUGUCUACGUGGACAAGCGAAGACGAAGAAGGAUUGUCCCGAUUGCAGAGGAAAAAUUCGACCAGGUUUUAAACUGCAUAAAAAUGUUACACUUUGUAACAUCGUGAAUGUUCAUUACGAACAUAAACGUUUUGUAUCCACUGAAGAAUUUACAAAUGCACAUGAAAUGGAAACGGACUUCAAAGAGGAUAAAGCUGAAGAAUGUGUGGCCUCACACUCACAACAGACUGAUAUCAACAGACAAUCUGAGCUGGGAAGUACUAUUCAACAGCAACAGAUGGAGGACCCUGUUGUUAUAAAUGACACAAGCUCAGAAGUGACAGAUGACAGGUGUCCUGAUGUCCCAGCCUCCCAUGAUGGUCGUGUUCAGGAGUUACCCAUCUCCCCUCCCUCAAAUGACAGACACAGGGCUGAAGCAGGCUUUGCCCCUCCACCCCAUCCCCUGCCUGGGGUCAGCUUCUCCUGGCUCACCUUCAACCCAGCCCUAGGCCACAGGCGCCUGACCUUCAUACCCAAAGAGCACAGAGUGGUGACCAAGACGACGUCCUCCGCAUGCCAAAACGGCCGCUUUGACAUCAGCCAGUGGAUGGCGGAGCAGGAGUUCAGUGAAGGCUGCCACUAUUGGGAUGUAGAUACGUCAGCGAGCGUGGGCUGGGCCGUCGGGGUUUCCUACCCCAGCAUCGGCCGCAGAGAUCAGCUGGGUCGCACAGCCAACUCCUGGUGCCUGGAGUGGAGCAGGAACAAGCUGUGCUACUGGCACGAUAACAUAGAGGAGUUUAUCAAACAUGGCUGCCCCAGUAUCAUUAGACUUGCUCUGGAUGUGACGAAUGGGACCUUGUCAUUUUAUAGCCUGUCUGACAGUCAGACUCUGCUGCAUUGUGUGGAGGAGGGAUUCACAGAGCCAGUGAGGCCAGUGUUCUGGCUGUUUGGGCUGAAGGUAAACAAUGCUUUGUCCUUUCCUCCUUGCGUGUCAUAAGGAUAUGUGAGGAUGGGGACAACAUAAAGAGUUGUCUGUUUAUGAGUGAGAUAAAUAAAAUUACAUAUUUAGUCAUUAAUAUAUUUAGCACAAUAUUCCUAUUAGAGGUCAAAAUAAAAUGACAAUCACCUA